AAUGUCAUGCCACACUAAUACACACAUUACCUAGACCAAUUCGUGUUUUGGUGGAAUUAGUGACACGCUAAAGCUGGCAUCUACAUGACACCUAGUGGGACUGUGCUUUUAGUUCAUGUCAGACAGCUUCAGACGACUUGGUAAGAUCUACAACUUACUUCAUUCAUUAGCGGUGCAGCUCUCGGUGUUAGCAUCUUAGCUAACCUUGUCGGUACCUUAAGACGCGAUCACGAUGGAUGCUGACCAACAGCUGAGAAAUCUGCGGGAUUUUCUGCUGGUUUACAACCGUAUGACUGAAGCCUGCUUCCAGCGAUGCAGCAGCAACUUCAACUACAGAAACCUCACCAUGGACGAGGAGCGCUGCGUGGACAGCUGUGCAGGGAAGCUGAUUCGCUCUAACCAUCGAUUGAUGGGCACCUACGUGCAACUGAUGCCUCGGAUGGUGCAGCGCCGGAUGGAGGAGAUGGAGAGCAAGGCAGCAGAAUUAGCCAAAUCAGGUGCUGCGUUGCCUGUUACCACAGAAACUUCACCAACACCUGAAACCCCCAUCACCACACCUCCACUGAUGCUUCCAUCAGGGACUGAUGAUGGACCAGAUGUUCAUGGCUCAGUCUUAAAGCCAGCAGGAUUAGAUAUUCCACUUGAGCUGGAUGCUGCUGUACCUAAAUCCACAGUAGCUGCAGAAGUCAAAUCAUCAGCUGCUACACCGCUCACACCUGCGAUUGAAACACUAGAUCUCUUAGCACUUGGAAAAGUUGGCAGCGGACCGUCUCAUACAGCAGGCCCCCCUCAGCUGCCCAUAGCAGGUGCCCAAAUAGAGUCUGGCAGUUCAGUGCCAGUGUUUAUGCCAGCGAAACCAGCUUCCUUAACAGACGAAGUGCCUGUGUUAACACUUGCUGCUCCUACAGUGUCUAAAUCUACAGUGAGCCUUGCAGGCCAAGAGAAAGCCCCAGAGGUUCCACCGCAGUCAGGCCAGUAAUGAUGCUCAGUCUAAUCCUAAAUUUGAUUUUAAAGGUAUACUAUGCAGGAAUCUCCUUUUAAAAAAACAAACAAAGUAAUCUCCCUUAAUCAUCAUUUAUGAGCCACUAGAAAUGUGUGGCGGUGUAUUUAUCUGCAGAGACUCUGCCUGUAUUUUCUUAUUUUGCUUUGUUCAGGUUGCUUUUGGGUGUCAAACUUUGGGUGGGUUUAGUCCCUAGCCAAUCAAAUCGUGCAGCGUGUGAGGUCGGGACUUGUAGCUUAGCGACCAGGCUACAUCACUGUCUCCGUCUCUCUCUGCUCUGCUCUCUACCUCAACACCUUCUUGCAGGGUUGUGCAGAGGUGUGAGUGAAAUUUAUUUGUGCUUGGGAAUGUAAACUCUGUGAAACAGACAAACACCAACUGACAAAUCCUGCAUAAUAUACCUUUUUAAUUUCUGUAUUUCUGGAGAAAAAAAUGACUUAAUUAAUAGAUCAAAAUAAAUUAUGACUUGUGUAAUAUCACUAUAUUAUACCAUUUUUUGCUGGCUACAGUUUCCCAAAUGGAAGCAUUUUCUGUUUUUCUGUGAGUAAUAUUGUAAAUUGAACACCUUUUAGAUUUUUCACUAUUUGUUUUUUUCUUUUUAAGUGCUGGUAACAUGAAACAGGUAUCUUUGUUUUAAAUUAUUAUUAUUUUUGACUAAAUAGUAAACAAUACGAUAAUAAUCUCAAAUUGCAACUUUAGUGCACUGUGAUAUAGCAGGAAAAUACAAUGAACUGCAGAGACCUUAUUAUAAAGAAAUGUUAAUGACAAAAACAAAUAUGGUAAUAUUAAGUCCAAAAUGUAAUGUUCUGUGAUAAAAGGCAAAAACAAGAAUGAAGGUGUUGAAAGUAUGUCUGUGCAGUGGCUGUUGAAUAGCUAUUAUAGUGAUGGUGGCAGUGUUGUCGCCAGUUAAAGCUCUGCGGGAAUCAGUCUCUAGCCUGCAGCCUGGAUUGUGUCCACCUGAUCUGAUUUGCACUGUCUGAUGAUCCCCUUAACACUGUAAUUCACCCAGUCCUGAUAACUGUUUAGAAAGGUGUCACAGUACAUGAAAAAAUAAGAUAA
This is a messenger RNA of Scomber scombrus (Atlantic mackerel), 2059 nucleotides long. RefSeq names its product translocase of inner mitochondrial membrane 10 homolog B (yeast) (gene timm10b). The record is from RefSeq and is a predicted model, not a curated record. Bases 233 to 979 code for a protein of 248 amino acids. The transcript has 3 exons. Gene Ontology annotation, cellular component: mitochondrial intermembrane space chaperone complex. NCBI's taxonomy places the organism in Eukaryota, Metazoa, Chordata, Actinopteri, Scombriformes, Scombridae.